GAAAUGGUGGCGUGGAGCCUGCUGCCUCGCCCAUCUCUUGCCGAUGCACAGAAAGAGAAAAAAAAAAUCGGGAAAUCAGGGAUAACGAUCCAAUCAUAAGCAGAGAAGGUCGUCAGCUCUUACUUUUGAUUCCGGAAACACACAAUGUUGCCAAGAUGGGGCAGAACUAUUACUAAUCUCUCGAGAUUUGGUUUGCAAAACAAAUUGAAAUUUGGAAAGGACUUCAAUGUUGUUUCAUGCCGUAGCUAUGCCAAGGUUGCUGCUGAUUCCAUGGAUAGUAGUCUCGCUAGUGAACCGCCGAUUAAGUUAGACAGAAUGUUUUGGUCUAAGCCCUGUUCACUGGCUCUGGCCCUGGACUCUCCGCUAAGAGCUGAAGAACCAAAGUAUGAGGGCGUUAAGCAUUUUAUUCUUAAGCUGAUGCUGUUUUAUAGUAAACAAAGCAAGUCUAUUCGAGGUGCAAAUGUGGUAUACCGGCGAAUCAUUUCGCAAGUUGAUAAGCCUCUUAUUUAUGAAGUAUUUAACUUGGAGAAAACAUUCAAAACAACAUUCUCUUUACUUGUACUUCAUAUGUGGCUUUGCUUACGCCGCUUGAAAGAAGAGGGAAAGGAAGGUGUUGAAUUUGGGCAGUACUUGUAUGAGAUAUACAAUCAUGAUGUGGAGCUGAGAGUUUCAAAGGCUGGGGUUAACUUACUAUUGAUCAGAUGGAUGAAGGAUUUGGAGAAAAUAUUCUAUGGAAAUAUCGUUGCCUAUGAUUCUGCAAUCCUUCCAGAGGCUAGUUCAGAUGAGCUGCCAAAAGUAAUUUGGAGGAAUAUAUUUUCUGAUGACGGUUCAUCACAGCCAAAUGAUGCUGCAUCACGAACAGCUCAGGCUAUGGCGAGGUAUGCUCGCCGGGAAGUUGGCUGCCUGUCCUUAACUGACAAAGAAGCUAUGCUUUCUGGGAACUUCAUGUUUACCUCGUUAGAGACAGAGAAGUUGAAUUCGAAGGGGCGUAGGUGAUACUCCAUGGGUCAAAUUGAAAGUUUCAAUUUCACAAGUAAUUCCUGCUGAAAAUCCUAUAUAUUUUCAUUUGAUAGUAGUUGUAAAGCCCUUCUAAAAAGAAAUAUGAUUGAUUUUGCCAUUUCAUUAAUCUUCUCACCGAGUGGUUCAGCAAGUAGGAUGAUGCCCUUGAAUUUUGGUGGAACCAGUUGUCAGUGCCGGCUAUUAAGGCUGUAAUAAUUGUAAUAAUUGGUUUACAUAUACUGAUGCGUUAAAAUUCUUUAGCAAGAGUGUCAGUUUCUUACCA
Molecule: messenger RNA, 1282 nt
Organism: Carya illinoinensis
Lineage: Eukaryota; Viridiplantae; Streptophyta; Magnoliopsida; Fagales; Juglandaceae
Product: ubiquinol-cytochrome-c reductase complex assembly factor 1
Exons: 9
Coding region: 145-996 (283 amino acids)
Biological process (GO): mitochondrial respiratory chain complex III assembly
Cellular component (GO): mitochondrion
Source: RefSeq, a predicted model, not a curated record